GGCGGGGGAGCCGCUCGCCGCGGGAGCGCCAAGUGAGGGGCGCCCGGCCCAAGGAGGCGCAUUCUAUUCCGCCAGACCUGAAGGAGGCUGGUCUCGCGGGACAUGGCCCUGGGGACUUCCGCGCUGCUGCUGCUGCUACUGCUCCUGCCCAGGUUUCCACCCCAUGCCGCCGGCUGCCCGGCUGCCUGCCGCUGCUACAGCGCCACGGUAGAGUGCGGCGCACUGAGGCUGCGUGUCGUCCCGCCAGGAAUCCCACCCGGGACGCAGACACUGUUCCUGCAGGACAAUAUCAUCGCCCGCAUAGAACCGGGCGCCCUGGCUCCGCUCGCCGCUCUGCGUCGUCUCUACUUGCACAACAACAGCUUGCGUGCCCUGGAGCCUGGCGCUUUCCGCGCACAGCCGCGCCUUCUAGAGCUGGCGCUCACCGGCAACCGGCUGCGCGGCUUACGCAGCGGCGUCUUUGCGGGCCUGGCCCAGCUGCGUGUACUCUACCUGGCGGGCAACCACCUGGCGCGGCUGCUGGAUUUCACGUUCUUGCACCUGCCGCGACUGCAGGAGCUGCACUUGCAAGAAAACAACAUUGAGCUGCUGGAAGACCAGGCUCUGGCCGGGCUGUCCUCUCUGGCACUACUGGACCUCAGCAGGAACCAGCUGGGCACCAUCAGCCAAGAGGCCUUGCAGCCCCUGGCCAGCCUGCAAGUACUGCGCCUCACAGAGAACCCAUGGCGCUGUGACUGCGCUCUGCACUGGCUGGGCACUUGGAUCAAACAGGAUGGCCAGCGGCUGCUCAGCUCCAUGGACAAGAAGAUCAUGUGUGCCGAGCCUCCGCGCCUGGCACUUCAGAAUCUCCUGGAUGUAUCCCACAGCAGCCUCAUCUGCAUUCCACCUUCCGUACAUGUGCAUCCGCUGGAGCUCACAGCCAACCUGGGUGAGGACCUACGAGUUGCCUGCCAGGCUUCCGGUUACCCGCAGCCCCUGGUGACCUGGAGAAAGGUGUCCCAGCCCCGCGAGGGUCAGUCGCAGGACCAGGCCCAGCUAGAAGACGGAUCGCCCGGCCUAGGCGGGCAUGCGGCCUCCGACAUGGGCAGCGGUAUGCUCUUCCUUACCAACAUUACGCUGGCACACGCAGGCAAGUACGAGUGCGAGGCCUCCAACGCCGGUGGCGCCGCCCGCGUGCCCUUCCAGCUCCUUGUCAACGCGUCUCGGCAGCAGCCGAAACAGCAGGCGCUCCCGCCGCCCCCCGCCGCCAGCGAGCCCAGGCACGAGGCUGGUAGCAUGGCCUUCCGUGCCCUGGGUCUGGUAACGCAGACGGCCGUCGCGGCGGCCAUCGCUUUGCUGGCGCUCACGGCGUUGCUGCUGGCCGCCAUGAUCUGUCGCCGACGCCGCAGGCGGAAAAAGGCUCGGGCGCCGCCGGGGGAGGGCGCGCUAUUCGUCAACGACUACUCGGACGGGCCCUGCACCUUCGCGCAGCUUGAAGAGCUCCGCGACGAUCGCGGCCAUGAGAUGUUCGUCAUCGACCGCUCUAAGCUGCUGUUCGCCGAGGGGCCGGCGGAGGCGCCCGCGGCCCGUGGCCCAGUAGAGGGGGCGGCGCCUGGGCUCAGUGGCCCGCCGCCGGUCGCCUACGAGCUCUGUGCCUGAGGCCUGGCGCGCGCCGAUGACGUAGGUGCCCGGGAUUGGCCGGCGCAGCUCACGCAUGCUCCGUCAGUAAAGGUGAAGCCGCGCACUGUGCGC
Otolemur garnettii (small-eared galago) is the source of this 1731-nucleotide messenger RNA. It is a transcript of the gene LRRC24, whose product is annotated as leucine rich repeat containing 24. The coding region runs from base 103 to 1638 and encodes 511 amino acids. The transcript is spliced from 5 exons. The record is from RefSeq and is a predicted model, not a curated record. Lineage: Eukaryota; Metazoa; Chordata; Mammalia; Primates; Galagidae. Gene Ontology annotation, molecular function: protein binding.